AUGGCUGACUCAAACGACCGUAUUGAGGGAACAUCGACUUCUACAGACAAUGCUGCCAACGAUGCGGCUUUGCAAGAGAAGCUUAUCAAUGAAGAAUACAAGAUCUGGAAGAAAAACACGCCAUUUUUGUAUGAUUUGGUGAUGACACACGCACUCGAGUGGCCGUCACUUAGUGUUCAAUGGCUACCAAACUCUCACAUCUCAGCAGGUGAUGACUUUUCGGUGCAUAAGCUGCUAUUGGGCACGCAUACGUCUGGAGCAGAACAGAACUAUCUGAUGGUUGCAGAGGUUCGUUUACCCCUUGAAGAUACGGAAAUUGACGCUCGUAAGUACGACGAAGAGAGUCAGGAGCUUGGCGGGUUUGGUGGCGUCUCGGGCAAAGUGGACAUUAAGAUCCGCGUCAACCAUGACGGUGAAGUUAAUCGCGCACGAUAUAUGCCGUCUGAUGAGCUAGUUGUGGCUACCAAGACCCCCCAUGCAGAAGUGCACGUAUUUAAUAUCUCGAAGCGACCGUCACAACCCGAGCAGAACUCGGGUUGUGACCCCGACUAUCGCCUUUUGGGCCACUCAAAAGAAGGGUAUGGUCUCUGUUGGGACCCUCACCAACCUUUUCACCUAAUAUCUGGUUCAGAUGAUGCAAUCAUCUGUGAGUGGGAUAUUAGCAAUGCUGGCAAGUCAUUGGAGCCGCUGCACAAAUAUAGCGGACAUUGUGAUGUGAUUGAAGAUGUCGCGUGGCAUAUGCACAACACUAAGAUUUUCGGCUCUGUUGGUGAUGACAAAAAAUUACUCAUCUGGGACAUGCGCUCAGAGAGCUUCGACAAACCGGCAACGAUUGUAUAUGCACACACUGCAGAGGUCAAUUGCCUAGCUUUUAGUCCAUUCAGUGAGUAUCUCAUUGCAACGGGCUCAGCCGACAAGCACGUGAAUCUAUGGGAUAUGCGUAACAUGAAGGCCAAACUGCAUUCAUUUGAGGGCCACAAUGAUGAAGUUUAUCAGAUUCAAUGGUCUCCACAUAACGAGACCAUUCUGGGCUCCUGCUCUUCUGACCGUCGUUUGCACGUUUGGGAUCUUAGCAAGAUUGGUGAUGAACAAACCCCGGAAGACGCUGAAGACGGACCUCCCGAACUUUUAUUCAUUCACGGUGGCCACACUUCAAAAAUUUCCGAUUUCUCAUGGAACCCGAAUGACCCGUGGGUUGUAGCCUCAGUAGCUGAAGACAACGUUCUACAAAUUUGGCAAAUGGCAGAGAACAUUUACAACGAGGAAGAUGAGACGGAGCAGGAAGAGGUGGCUGAAGAAGACCUGGAGUAG
Molecule: messenger RNA, 1311 nt
Organism: Plasmopara halstedii
Lineage: Eukaryota; Oomycota; Peronosporomycetes; Peronosporales; Peronosporaceae
Product: histone-binding protein rbbp4
Exons: 4
Coding region: 1-1311 (436 amino acids)
Biological process (GO): regulation of gene expression
Cellular component (GO): nucleus
Molecular function (GO): histone binding
Source: RefSeq, a predicted model, not a curated record